Ceratotherium simum simum (southern white rhinoceros) is the source of this 1157-nucleotide messenger RNA. It is a transcript of the gene CAPNS2, whose product is annotated as calpain small subunit 2. The record is from RefSeq and is a predicted model, not a curated record. Gene Ontology annotation, molecular function: calcium ion binding. Lineage: Eukaryota; Metazoa; Chordata; Mammalia; Perissodactyla; Rhinocerotidae. Gene Ontology annotation, cellular component: calpain complex.
ACUAUAACUUCUGAAUAUUUCAUUGAGGCCCUCUAAAAAAUGGCAGGUGCUAGGACCUGAUGGAAUUCAGGCAACUUCAGUAGGAGGUGAGGCAUCACACCAUGGGGCGUGGUGCAGUGUAAACAGGUACAGAAAAGCCAGUUCUUCCACAUAUAAGCUACUUAGACUCCAUUUCAGUGCUCUUCGUACCAUCUCCAAGAUUUCAGCAGCUUUUAUACGUGCUUGUUAAACCAACAGCAUGUUUCUUGCAAAGGCUUUAUUGGAAGGAGCAAAUGCAGGUCUUGGAGAAGCUCUUGGAGGCCUUCUUGCAGGAGGUGGUCAGAAAAGAGGAGGAGGAAAUGUUGGAGGGAUAGUUGGAGGAAUUGUGAAUUUUAUCAGUGAGGCUGCGGCAGCUCAGUAUACCCCGGAACCGCCGCCCACUCAGCAGCAUUUCACCACCGUGGAGGCCAAUGAAAGUGAGGAAGUUAGGCGGUUUCGGCAACAAUUUGCACAGCUGGCUGGACCGGACAUGGAGGUGGGUGCCACCGACCUAAUGAAUAUUCUCAACAAAGUCCUUGCUAAGCACAAGGAUCUGAAGACUGACGGCUUUAGUCUUGACACCUGCCGGAGCAUUGUAUCUGUUAUGGACAGUGACACGACUGGGAAGCUGGGCUUUGAAGAAUUUAAGUACCUCUGGAACAACAUCAAGAAAUGGCAGUGUGUUUAUAAGCAGCAUGACUGGGACCAUUCCGGGUUUCUGGGAAGUUCCCAGCUGCAGGGGGCUCUGCAGGCAGCAGGUUUCCAGCUAAAUGAGCAACUCUACCAAAUGAUCGUCCGCCGCUAUGCCGAUGAGGAUGGAAGCAUGGAUUUUAACAACUUCAUCAGCUGUUUGGUCCGCCUAGAUGCCAUGUUCCGUGCCUUCAAAUCUCUGGAUAGAAACGCCAAUGGCCUGAUUGAAGUGUCUAUCCAGGAAUGGCUGGAGCUGACCAUGUAUUCCUGAAGUGGGCGGACGUCAGGCCCCUCCCUGGAGGACAGGACUGCUGAGAGCCUAGCCACACUGUCUGCAUGAUUGCUGGUACCCCGUCCAACAGCUGUCAUCUCCUAGUGAGCUCUUUCGCAACCCUACAUAUUUCUGAACUUGCGCUGCCCUUUACUGCUUAUUAAAACAGAUUUUUCAU